Messenger RNA from Cooperia oncophora, 396 nucleotides. NCBI's taxonomy places the organism in Eukaryota, Metazoa, Nematoda, Chromadorea, Rhabditida, Trichostrongylidae. The record is from the annotation of a GenBank genome assembly.
AUGUCAGGUUGGGAGGCGUACGUUAGCUCACUUAUUUCCAUUUCUCCGGCAGUGAAACGAGCUGCAAUCAUCACUUUCGAAGCCACUUUCUGGGCCAAAACAGGGGGCCCAAGAGAUUUCAAGGGAACCCCCGAAGAACUGAAGAAGCUGGUUAGCGACUUUGAACAUCCCGAGGAGGUCAUGGCGAGUGGCGUCAAUCUGGAAAAUAUUCACUACAUAGUUCCCUGCGCUGACGAGAGCUUCAUCAUUGGCAAAAGGGGGAACAAGGGUUUUUUUGCGGCAAAGACCAAGACUGUUGUCAUUAUCGUCAUCUACGAAGGGGACUACGAAGCGUCAUGUAUUGUACGCAAAGAUGUGGAGAAAGUUUCCAGAUACCUUGUCAACAUCGGCUAUUGA